Messenger RNA from Manis pentadactyla (Chinese pangolin), 1652 nucleotides. It is a transcript of the gene RPA2, whose product is annotated as replication protein A2. Gene Ontology annotation, biological process: DNA replication; nucleotide-excision repair; double-strand break repair via homologous recombination. Lineage: Eukaryota; Metazoa; Chordata; Mammalia; Pholidota; Manidae. Bases 229 to 1041 code for a protein of 270 amino acids. Gene Ontology annotation, molecular function: DNA binding. The transcript has 10 exons. Gene Ontology annotation, cellular component: DNA replication factor A complex; chromosome, telomeric region; site of double-strand break. The record is from RefSeq and is a predicted model, not a curated record.
GGUAGGACUGUUUUGCCCUUUGUAAAGAUGGCCGAAGAGGCUUCCGACCCUAGUGAGAGCAGAGCGCGAGUUUUCAGGAGUAUGGCGCGAGAAGACGAGGAAAAGCGAGUUUGUGGCUCCAGCGGAAAGUAGACAGAGCACUGCAGUCGCAACAGGCUUCUGAGGUGUUCCGAGAGCCCAGCGGACUGCCACCGUCUGGGCCUCGUUCCUGCGGAAAUCGUGACCAAGAUGUGGAACAGCGGAUUUGAAAGCUAUGGCGGCUCUGCCUUUGGCGGAGCGGGCGGCUAUACACAGUCUCCUGGGGGCUUUGGAUCGCCGACACCUUCUCAGGCUGAAAGGAAAUCAAGAGCCCGAGCCCAGCACAUUGUACCCUGUACCAUAUCUCAGCUGCUUUCUGCCACUCUGGUUGAUGAAGUGUUCAAAAUUGGAAAUGUUGAGAUUUCACAGGUCACUAUUGUGGGUAUAAUCAGACAUGCAGAGAAGGCUCCAACCAACAUUGUUUACAAAAUAGAUGACAUGACAGCUGCUCCCAUGGAUGUUCGUCAAUGGGUCGACACAGAUGAUGCCAGUGGUGAAAACACAGUGGUUCCUCCAGAAACAUAUGUUAAAGUGGCUGGCCAUCUGAGAUCUUUUCAGAAUAAAAAAAGCCUGGUAGCCUUUAAGAUCAUGCCCCUGGAGGAUAUGAAUGAGUUCACCACACAUAUUCUGGAAGUAGUCAAUGCACACAUGGUACUAAGCAAAUCUAACAGCCAGCCCUCAGCAGGGAGAGCAUCUAUCAGCAACCCAGGAAUGGGUGAAGCAGGGAACUUUGGUGGGAAUAACUUUGUGCCAACAAAUGGCCUCACUGUGGCCCAAAACCAGGUGCUGAAUUUGAUUAAGGCUUGCCCAAGACCUGAAGGAUUAAACUUUCAAGAUCUCAAGAACCAGCUCCAACACAUGACUGUAGCCUCGAUAAAGCAAGCUGUGGAUUUUCUCAGCAACGAGGGGCACAUCUAUUCUACUGUGGAUGAUGAUCAUUUUAAAUCCACAGAUGCAGAAUAAUUGGAUCUAAUUGGAUACCUGAGAUAUUUUCCAGCUGGACCUGUUUUCAAAGUCUGUCUCCAGCUGUGUUUACAUUUGGCCAGUUCGCUUCUACAAAAUAGGUUUCAUCUAUAAAGGUUCUCAUUUGACAUCCUUUUGAAACUUACUGUUCUUUAGAUAGUUUUUUUUGAAACUCAAUUUUGGGUACUUGACAGCCAUGUAAACUUGGGCAGAAUUUCUUAAUGAAGUUAACAGGUAAGGUAUUUACAACAUCAGGAUAGCUGGAGUUGGAAGAGGGAUACUACCAAAAGAGUUGGACAGUAUUAAAUAAUGCGGGAGUUUCUAUUCCUUACAUGUUUCCUGUUGAGAGAAGAUGAGCAGGACUAGGGCCUUUCAGCAGGGAGCUAGCUCAGAAACCUGCUGUCCUCUGCCUUUGUUCCCCACUUUGUUAUGUUGUGUUUCUUUCAGAAUUGCACUUUCCUUCACCUUGUCAUGACCACUGCCAAAGUUUUUGUGAACAUGAGGUUCUAGAGUGGUGGCCUCAUGAAGCAGGAGAGGAAGAAAUGUUAAUUGUAUUUUGUACAAAAUAAGUAGAUUUGUAUGUUUAAUAAAAUAGUUCUAUUAUUGCAGAA